This is a messenger RNA of Fraxinus pennsylvanica, 1827 nucleotides long. Lineage: Eukaryota; Viridiplantae; Streptophyta; Magnoliopsida; Lamiales; Oleaceae. The record is from the annotation of a GenBank genome assembly.
AUGAAACUAGGCGUGGUAACGAGGAAUAUUGUAUUAAAUGAUGAAGAUAAGGCUGUGGCGGCUGCGGUUUUGGGAACUAAGGCAUUCGAUUUCUUGAUUUCGAGGUCAGUUUCGGCGGAAUGCUCAUUGAUGUCUCUGGGGAAUGGUGAGAAUUUGCAGAAUAAGCUUUCAGAUCUUGUGGAGCGUCCUAAUGCAGCCAAUUUUAGUUGGAACUAUGCGAUUUUCUGGCAACUUUCGUACUCUAAGUCUGGCGACUUGGUCUUGGGAUGGGGAGAUGGGUGUUGUCGAGAGCCUCGUGAAGGCGAGGAGUCGGCAAUUAGUUUUAUCUUCAAACCAAGAAUUGGGUACGAGACUCAACAAUGGAUGAGGAAAAGGGUUUUGCAGAUGCUGCACAAUUUGUUUGGGGGAAUUAACGAGGAUAAUUAUGCUUUUGUAUUGGAUAAGGUUACAGAUACUGAAAUAUUCUUCCUUGUAUCGAUGUACUUUUCCUUCCGUAAAGGAGAAGGUGGUCCGGGGAAGUGUUUUGACUCUGGGAAGCAUGUCUGGAUAUCGGAUGUAUUUAAGUCAUCACUUGAUUUUUAUGUCAGGUCAUUCCUUGCAAAGUCUGCUGGUAUGCAAACAAUCGUUUUGAUUCCGACUGAUGUUGGGGUGGUGGAGUUAGGAUCAAUGCGAUCCAUCCCGGAAAACUUAGAGUUAUUGCAGAUAGUAGGAUCUUCCUUUUCAUCAUUUUCAUUGCGAGGUAUGGCCGAGAAAUCUGCGGCUGUGACGGCAGUAACUGACAAAAAAAAUGGAGACGACCCUAUGUGUAACUUGGCAAUUGGUAAUAAACCACAAGUAGUUCCUAAGUUGUCUGGGAAGGAUUUAGAAUCAGGACGUGCAGAAUUGGGGGUCAACCUUUCUAUCGGGAAAUUGGAAGACAGGCAACGAGAUGUGUCUCCUAGUGGGAACAAAUUGUCAUUUGCAAACACUGUGAAUGGUUUUGAUGCUACAAUGUGGACACAAUUCAACAAUGUAAAACCAGGGAACCUACAGAAAAUUGGCAGAGCUCAGGCCCCAGCAAAAAAAUUACAUGAACUUGUCGACAAGGCCAGGGAAGGGUUUCAGCUCAACAAUUUUCAGCAACAAAAACCAGCAAAAGUGCAUACUGAUUUCAGUGGAGCGACCUCAAGGGCCAUAACUCCUCAGCUGAUAAGUGUGGAGUCUGAGCAUUCAGAUGAUGAGGCUUUGAACAAGAAAGAGCAUCCAAGCCUAUUGGAGGAGAAUAGGCCUCAGAAGCGCGGCCGGAAGCCAGCCAAUGGAAGAGAAGAGCCACUCAAUCACAUACAGGCAGAGAGGCAAAGGCGGGAGAAGCUUAACCAGCGAUUCUAUGCAUUGCGAGCUGUUGUCCCGAAUAUCUCCAAGAUGGACAAAGCUUCGCUUUUGGGAGAUGCUAUAGCUUACAUAAAUGAACUCGAGAAGAAGUUGAAGGACAUGGAGUCCGAUAAGGAAAAACUUGGAAGCUCUUCGGGAGAGUCAUUGGCUUUGGAAGCUAAACCAAAAUCAGAAAUGAACGACCCAAUUGCCAACAUUGAAAUUGAAACUGUCUGUGACAGAGUCCUUGUGAAGGUAAGCAGCCCAUUGAACACUCACCCCAUAUCAAGGAUCAUCCAAGCAAUCAAGGAUGCACAUGCUACUGUCCUACAGUCAUUGGUUGUUGCGGGGAGUGAAAAAGUUUUUCACACAUUCGUAGUCAAGUCGCAAGGAUCAGAACGAUUAACUCAGGAAAGGUUGAUUGAAUUACUUUCCCGUGAAUCCAGCACCUCUCAGCCAUCAUCAUCGGUGGGGUAA